AUGAAAGAAGGGGACGCUGAUUUGUACGUAUCACAGCCUCAUAUUUCACAUCAUCCUACUUUUGAUCCAGAUACAUAUUGCCUUCAAUCUACUACAUGUGGAAUUGAUAUUCUUCAUAUACCUAAAUGGUUUAAGCGACCCAUUUAUCUUGGUAUUUAUGGUCACCCUUCUUAUGAAAUUACCAGCUAUACAUUAGACAUAAUUCAAAAUUCAAACCCUGGUGAAGAAUUUAACUUGAAUUUGUUUGAAUCAGAAGAAGGAAACGAAACUCAAUCAAUAAAUAAUGAUGAAGACAAUGAUGUAAGAAAUUAA
Aphis gossypii (cotton aphid) is the source of this 312-nucleotide messenger RNA. RefSeq names its product UPF0669 protein C6orf120 homolog. Lineage: Eukaryota; Metazoa; Arthropoda; Insecta; Hemiptera; Aphididae. The record is from RefSeq and is a predicted model, not a curated record. The coding region runs from base 1 to 312 and encodes 103 amino acids. The transcript has 3 exons.